Messenger RNA from Amaranthus tricolor (Joseph's coat), 1372 nucleotides. RefSeq lists its product as uncharacterized. Lineage: Eukaryota; Viridiplantae; Streptophyta; Magnoliopsida; Caryophyllales; Amaranthaceae. The coding region runs from base 101 to 892 and encodes 263 amino acids. The record is from RefSeq and is a predicted model, not a curated record. The transcript is spliced from 7 exons.
ACUGAGACUGAGACUGAGACUGAUACGGAGGGGAGCAGAAUUAUUAAGGUAGGGUUUUACUUUUGUAAGAAACCUCUGUUAUUAGCUUACAACUUCUCCAAUGGAUUCCAAGACAAAGCAGAGCCAAAAUCAAGAUGAUACAGUAGCUCCUUCUUCUGUUUUGACUUAUCUCGACCCUCAUUACUGGGACGAAAGAUUUUCAAAGGAGGAACACUAUGAAUGGUUGAAAGAUUACUCCCAUUUCCGUCACUUAAUUCUGGAACACAUUCAACCUAAUUCCUUUGUUCUGGAAUUGGGUUGUGGAAACUCCCAAUUAAGUGAUGAAUUGUAUAGAGAUGGGAUUAAGAAUGUCACGUGCACUGAUUUAUCUCCAAUUGCUGUUGAAAAAGUGCAGAAGAGAUUGUUGUGCAAGGGAUAUAAAGAAAUAAAGGCUAUGGUCGCUGACAUGCUGGACUUGCCUUUUGCGGAUGAAACUUUUGAUGUGGUCAUCGAGAAAGGAACAAUGGAUGUAUUGUUCGUGGACAGUGGUGAUCCGUGGAAACCGAAAGCUGAAACUGUAAAGAAGGUCAAGGCAAUGCUUCAGGGCAUCCAUCGGGUCUUGAAGCCAGAUGGUGUCUUCAUAUCGAUAUCUUUUGGGCAGCCACACUUCAGGCGUCCGUUAUUUGAAACUCUUGAUUUUACAUGGUCAAUGAAAUGGAGCACCUUUGGUGAUGGAUUCCAUUAUUUCUUCUACACCUUGAAGAAGGGGACAAGAUUAUUGAACAGUAAUCAACCUGGUGGUAGUGUACUGAAUGAAAAGGUGGAUUAUCCAUCACUUAGCUUGUUUCAGGAUGAAUUGGAAGGUGAAGAUUACAUAUUCAGGACCAAUCUUGAUGGUAUGGAAGAAAAUUAAGGUGGUUAAGUCAUAAGUGGGUAUGGAAGGGGGUGUUUAAUUGAUAUUGACACUCCACUUAUUUAUAGUGGGGAUGCCAUAAUCAUACUCCUAUGUCUUGUAGCCCCCUUUUAGUGGUUUUUAUUAUAGCUCUCUUUGUUUCAUUAAGUGUGUAAUAUUUUCGUUUUCUAUAUGAGAGCUUUUUGGAAAUAUUGUGUUAAAUUUAAUGGAACAGACAGAGUACUAUUUAAGGGUGAUAGUAGAUUAUGUGAUAAAUUUUUUUGUGUGAGGGUAAUUUGACUCGAACGAACUAAUUGAUUGUUUCUAAUUGAAUUCAUUAAACCUUUUAUCAACCAAAUUGGCUUUUAAUAAAUUUUGUUUUUGACUAGGCUAAUUACACAAUUAAUUCCAUACAAAAGCAAUUACACCAACACAAAAACUUUUAGUUAGAUCCCAUAAGUUGCUUUACAUCAACCAUUGUACUAUACUAUCCUAGGAACU